AUGCAAACCGAGCAGCGUCCCCCGAAGCCGCAUAACAAUGAUCCAAACGGUGAUAAAGGUCAGUAUUGUAGGUAUUACAAGGUUGUUGGUCAUAGCAUAGAAGAGUUCCAUGCUUUGAAGGAUAGAAUUGAGGAGUUAAUAAGGGCGGGACAACUGAAAAAAGGCUUUGCGGGAGGUGGUUCUACCUCAUCGGUAAGGAAGAGACAUUUGAGGGGGUUGAGGAGUGUGAAUAGCAUAGAGGUAGUGAGGCAGUCAAUGUCGAGCAUCACUUUUUUCGAUAAAUAUUUCCAUGCCCCCGACCCUAAUCAAGACGAUCCUAUGGUAAUAACGACAAUCAUUGCUCGGUACAACAUAAGCAAAGUAGUCAUUGACCAAGGUAGCUCGGUCAAUAUACUUUAUUGGAAAACUUUUCAAAAGAUGGAUCUAUCGAAAGAUUUGAUAGUUCCUUACAACGAGCAGAUUGUGGGAUUUGCUAGAGAGCGGGUUGACACCAGAGGAUAUAUGGACUUACGAACGAGUUUUGGAACGGAUAGGGGGACUAAAGAAAUGAAAGUAAGAUAUCUGCUAGUAGAGGCAAAUACACCAUACAAUGUGCUGAUCCGGAGGCUAUGUUUGAAUUCCUUUGGGGCAAUUGUUUCCACACCCCAUUUAUUUAUAAAGUACCCUUCAACCGAUGGCACUAUCUGCACGGUUAGAGCCGAUCAAAAGAUGGCUAGGAAGUGCUACGUGCCAGGCUUGAGGGUGCAACCGCUCGUCCAUAGGCGUGAAGGUAAGGGGAAGGACGUUGCGUUAGCAGACUUGGACCCUAGGGUUGACAUUAAGGAGAGGAUGGAGCCACAAGGGGGGACGAGUCCUUUUAGUCUUGGAAAGUUGGAGGGUCAGAAUACCUCAGUGGGAACUGAGCUGACAGUUGAACAAGUUAAUACUGUUGGUCUUUUAUUGAAAAAAAUUCGUGAUCUUUUUGCAUGGGCGGUGUCCAACAUGCCUGGGAUACACCCCAACGUAAUGUCGCACAAACUAGCAAUGCUCAAAGAGGCACGCCUGGUAGCACAAAAGAAGAGAAGGAUGGGGGAAGAAAAGCGUAAGGAGGUGGACGUGGAGGUUAAAAAGUUGUUGGACGCUUGGUUUAUCAGGGAAGUUAAGUAUACCACUUGGCUAGCCAAUGUCGUCAUGGUGAAAAAGUCAAACAGACAGUGGAGGAUGUGUAUUGAUUUCACAGACUUGAAUAAAGCCUAUCCCAAAGACUCCUACCCACUACCUAGUAUUGAUGGUUUGGUAGAUGGAGCCUCGGGAUAUGCCAUACUUAGCUUCCUGGAUGCUUAUUCAGGAUACAAUCAGAUUCCAAUCUAUCAUUCGGACCGUGAAAAGACUGCUUUUGUCACCGAAAAGUCCAAUUAUUGCUUUGAUGUCAUGCCGUUCGGGUUGAAGAAUGCAGGGGUAGCAUACCAGCGGAUGAUGGAUAAGAUUUUCCACCAGCAAAUAAGGAGAUGCAUGGAAGUUUAUGUCGAUGAUAUGGUGGUGCGGAGUCGGUCAAUGGAGGAGCACGUCAGGGACUUAGCCGAGGUAUUUGGGCAAAUUAGGAGAUACGACAUGAGGCUAAAUCCCACAAAGUGCACCUUUGGUGUGCUGGCGGGAAACUUCCUAGGCUUCAUGCUAACUGCUCGGGGAAUCGAGGCUAAUCCCGAUGAGUGUAAGGCGGUUUUGGAAAUGCGAAGUCCCCAAAGCUUGAAAGAGGUGCAACGUUUGGUAAGACGUCUAACUGCUUUGUCACGGUUCAUCCCAAGGUUGGCCGAGUGGGCCAAACCAAUCAUUACCAUAAUGAGAAAGAACUCGUCAUCAAAAUGGGAUUUGAGCUGCGAAGAAGCUUUCAUGGAGGUGAAGAGAAUUUUGGCCAGCCCACGAAUCAUGGGAAAGCUAGACGAUGGGAGUGACUUACAACUCUACCUUGCUGUCACCGAAACUACAGUUAGCGCGACUCUAACGGUGCUUAACGAUACAGAGGUGCGGUACAAACUGAUCAAGAAGGUUGCUCUUACAUUACUGACAGUGUCGCGCCGUCUAAGACCUUAUUUCCAGAGCCACCAAGUCGUCGUGCAAACCGACCACCCCAUUGCAAAAAUAUUAAGAAAGCCAGACUUAGUUGGUCAGAUUGUCGGAUGUUCGGUAGAGUUGUCUGAAUUUGGGUUGCGUUUUGAACCGCGUGGAUCGAUACGGAGCAAACAAUUGGUAGAAUUCACGUCAGAAUUGUUGUUGAGUGAAGAAAAUGCCAUGCAACCUUGGAAGCUCUUUUUUGAUGGAUCGACCAGUGGAAUGGGAGGAGGCGCAGGGGUAGUAUUGGAGGGACCGAACGGGUUAGCAGUAGAGGAAUCGCUCAUCUUUCAGUUCAAGGUCAGCAAUAAUCAGGCUAAAUAUGAAGCCCUAAUUGUCGGACUGGAGUUGGCCCAAGACUUGGGAGCAGAGUGUGUGGAAUGUCGAACAGAUUCACAAUUAGUGGUUGGUCAGAUGAAGGGAGAUUUCCAAAUCAAGGAUGAUCAAAUCCUUCAAUACUUCCAUAGGGUCACGAAUUUAACGCAAUAG
Molecule: messenger RNA, 2577 nt
Organism: Vigna umbellata (rice bean)
Lineage: Eukaryota; Viridiplantae; Streptophyta; Magnoliopsida; Fabales; Fabaceae
Source: RefSeq, a predicted model, not a curated record